AUGUCAGUGGCCAAACAAGGCAUCGAGUUAACAAAGUUAACACGUUUUCUCCAACAAUACUGCACAACUCAUCUCGCCGAUACUUGGGAUAAUGUUGGGCUUCUUGUGGAACCCUCACCACCACACUUAGUAGACAAAAUACUUGUCACAAAUGACUUGACCGAACCAGUUCUUGCGGAAGCUAUCCGUAACCAGGCUCGGCUGAUACUUUCAUAUCAUCCUCCCAUUUUCACUCCAUUCAAGCGACUGACACAAUUUAGCUGGAAGGAACGGAUUGUGAUACGGUGUUUAGAAAACAGAAUUGCCGUGUUCUCACCACACACUGGAUUGGAUGCAAAAGACGGAGGCAUAAAUGACUGGCUACUCAGUCCUUUCGCCUUUGAGCGCAUUCAGUCCGUCAUACCCGCAGUACGUCGCUCUGAAUCUUAUGUCUAUCUACGCGUACCGUUUACUCACAAUUUCGGACAGUUUUGCAUGACUGUUCCCGUGACCGGAAUCCAAACAGACAUCCCCAGUGCUCACGGACGAGUGGCAGAAGUAAAAUGUCCGGUUGAGCACGUGAGUGCAGCUUUGCAACAGUUGCAAUUACUGGGGAUCCCCGUCUUGGACCAAGGGCCUGGAGCUGAAACUGACACUUGUAAAGAAGGUUAUGGACGCGUUGGAUACCUCAAGUCACCUUUGAAACUUUCUGACGUGAUAUCCCAGUACAAAACACUAUUCUGCAGUGAUCAACUUCUGGUUGCCUUUGGGAAUGGGAAGACGUUAGAUGAUACAGUGCGUACAAUUGGUGUUUGUGCCGGUUCGGGUGGUUCGGUGUUUCGUGAGGAACGAACGAGUUUCGCAGACCUGCUCGUCACCGGUGAGCUGUCACACCACGAACGUCUUGAUGCAGUCGCGAGGGGUACCACCGUAAUUUUGGCUGGUCACUCAGUUACGGAACGUGGUUUCCUUUCUAGUCAACUUAUCCCCGACCUACGGGCUCUCCUGAGGAACGCUUCUGCUUUCGGAGAUACUAAUUCAGAAUGCCAGGUGUCAAUUGUUAUGGCCUCGACUGACGAGGAACCCGGUGCUGUAGUCUGAUAGUCUUUUCCUUGUUUUGCGAAUAAAUACUUUUUCC
Opisthorchis viverrini is the source of this 1117-nucleotide messenger RNA. RefSeq lists its product as hypothetical. Gene Ontology annotation, cellular component: mitochondrion; cytoplasm. Lineage: Eukaryota; Metazoa; Platyhelminthes; Trematoda; Opisthorchiida; Opisthorchiidae. The transcript has 5 exons. Bases 1 to 1080 code for a protein of 359 amino acids. The record is from RefSeq and is a predicted model, not a curated record.